AUGGCAGACCAGAGCAACCUUUCCCCUCUCACCAUCUCCCUCCCCCUCACCGCCUGUCUGGUCUCCUUUUUCGUCCUGGGCCAGACGCUGACAACCUAUACCUCUGCCUACCUCGCUGCCCCCGACGAGAUCAACACCUUCAUCGACGCUGUCGAUUUUUCCAUCCAGGAAAAUGAGAGCUAUGAUCGCGAUGUGGGGAAGCUGCAGAGACUGGAUGACAAGCUCCGCAUGGGCAAAUUGUUGAGGGAGAUUCAAAAGUCUGGCGAUGAUCUGAGGGAAGAGUUGAAUAGGCUGUUGAUCGAUGGCGGAGGGACGACAUUACGACCUAGUACUCGUCUGUUGUGGGCUGCCAAAAGAGGGAGGCUGGAAGAGAGAAUGCGCAGAUUGGAUCUCUUGAGGAUGAGAUUUCUGGUGGUAUAUAUGGGCUUGAUUGCUGCGAAUAGCACGGAUCAACCAGCUCCGAAAGAUCCGGAAAAGAUUGAGAGACCAAAGUGGCCAGUCAGGAAUCUUACUCAAGAGUUACAGGAGAGCGUCAAGAGGAAACCGCCGAUGAGGAGGUUGACGACACAGGCCAUGGGCCACAAUGAUUCUGUUGGGGAAAUGCCCAAGAUGGGUUGGAUGGGAGUGGUUGCUGAACUACAAAGUUCACCCUUGAUGCAAAGACGGCAUGCCUCAAUUGAGAACGCGAUGAGUCCCAUGAGCAGUCCGAUGAGUCCAAGAACCCCGAGAACUCCGGGAUGA
Messenger RNA from Hymenoscyphus albidus, 741 nucleotides. Lineage: Eukaryota; Fungi; Ascomycota; Leotiomycetes; Helotiales; Helotiaceae. The record is from the annotation of a GenBank genome assembly.